Molecule: messenger RNA, 8401 nt
Organism: Oncorhynchus tshawytscha (Chinook salmon)
Lineage: Eukaryota; Metazoa; Chordata; Actinopteri; Salmoniformes; Salmonidae
Product: voltage-dependent P/Q-type calcium channel subunit alpha-1A
Exons: 49
Coding region: 277-7203 (2308 amino acids)
Biological process (GO): calcium ion import across plasma membrane; chemical synaptic transmission
Cellular component (GO): neuronal cell body; voltage-gated calcium channel complex; membrane
Molecular function (GO): high voltage-gated calcium channel activity
Source: RefSeq, a predicted model, not a curated record
UCUCCAUCUGUCCUCUGCUCUCCUCCCUGUUUUCUUCCUUGACUGUACUCUCUCACUCCGUUUGAGUGGUUGAUCCUGGCCACCAUCUGUGCCAACUGUAUUGUCCUGGCUCUGGAGCAACAUCUGCCUGAUGGAGACAAGACUCCUCUGUCUGAACGCCUGGAUGACACUGAGCCCUACUUCAUAGGGAUCUUCUGUUUUGAGUCAGGCAUUAAGAUCCUGGCUCUAGGAUUUGCCUUCCAUAAGAACUCCUACAUAAGGAACGGAUGGAAUGCCAUGGACUUCGUAGUAGUAUGCACAGGGAUUCUGUCUACAGUGGGAUCGGACUUCGAUUUGCGGACUCUGAGAGCGGUCCGUGUGCUGAGACCCCUCAAACUGGUGUCUGGGAUACCCAGCCUCCAGGUGGUCCUCAAGUCCAUCAUGAAGGCUAUGAUUCCACUGCUGCAGAUCGGCCUGUUGCUAUUCUUCGCCAUCCUCAUGUUCGCUAUCAUCGGCCUGGAGUUCUACAUGGGCAAAUUCCAUACUACCUGCUUCGACAUUCACACAGAUGAGAUUCGUGAGGAAGUUCCGUGUGGGACCGAAGCCCCGUCGAGACUAUGUCCAAACGGGACCACGUGUCGAAAGUAUUGGCUGGGGCCUAACUACGGCAUCACCCAGUUUGACAACAUCCUGUUUGCCGUGCUAACAGUCUUCCAAUGUAUUACCAUGGAGGGAUGGACUGACCUGCUCUACUAUAGCAAUGAUGCCUCAGGGAGCGCGUGGAACUGGAUGUACUUCAUUCCCCUCAUCAUCAUCGGCUCUUUCUUCAUGUUGAACCUGGUCCUGGGUGUACUGUCUGGGGAGUUUGCCAAAGAGAGAGAGCGAGUGGAGAACAGGAGUGAGUUUCUAAAGCUGAGGAGACAGCAGCAGAUAGAGAGAGAGCUCAAUGGAUACCUGGAAUGGAUUUGUAAAGCAGAAGAAGUGAUCUUAGCAGAUGAUGAAGACCCUGAUGCCUUUGACGGCACCCGCAGGAGACCCACCAUCAAAAACCACAAGAACAAAACAGAUCUCCUUAACCCAGAGGAUGGGAAUGGAGACCUGGCAGUGGGUUCUCCCUUUGCGCGGGCCAGUCUGAAGAGUUCCAAGCUGGAGGGCUCUAACUUCCAUAAGAGGGAGCGUCGUCUGCGUUUCUUCAUCCGACGCAUUGUGAAGACCCCGUAUUUCUACUGGAGUGUACUGUGUCUGGUGGGACUUAACACCAUGUGUGUGGCUGUAGUACACUACGACCAGCCUGAACCACUCUCAGACUUCCUCUACUUUGCAGAGUUCGUCUUCUUGAGUAUCUUCAUGUCUGAGAUGGGUAUAAAGAUUUAUGGACUGGGGUCACAGCCUUACUUUCACUCCUCCUUUAACUGCUUCGACUGCAUUGUAAUAUGUGGCAGCAUAUUCGAGGUGCUGUGGGGUUUUAUCCAGCCUGGGACAUCCUUUGGUAUCAGUGUAUUACGAGCUCUAAGGUUACUGAGAAUCUUCAAAGUCACCAAGUACUGGGCGUCUUUGAGGAACCUGGUUGUAUCUCUGCUCAACUCCAUGAAAUCCAUUAUAAGCCUGCUCUUCCUCCUCUUCCUCUUUAUCGUCGUCUUCGCUCUGUUGGGCAUGCAACUCUUCGGAGGACAGUUUAAUUUUGAAUCUGGCACUCCCCCAACCAACUUUGAUACUUUCCCUGCAGCAAUAAUGACUGUGUUCCAGAUCCUGACCGGAGAAGACUGGAACAUGGUCAUGUAUGAUGGAAUAGAAUCUCAGGGAGGAGUCAACAACGGGAUGGUCUUCUCAGUCUUCUUCAUUGUGCUCACGCUUUUCGGCAACUACACUCUGCUGAAUGUGUUUUUGGCCAUUGCUGUGGACAAUCUGGCCAACGCACAGGAACUCACUAAGGAAGAGGAAGCCGCUUCCAAGAAAAAUGUUUUGCAAAAAGCCAAGGAGGUGGCCGAAGUCAGCCCUCAGUCUGCAGCCAACCUGUCUAUAGCGGCCGAGAAAGUAAACAGCACAGGUCACAACGCUUCCGACCCCUUUCUGGACUGUAAAGAGCAGCAGAAGAACAAUAAGGGUGGUAAUAAGUCCGUGUGGGAACAGAGGACCAAGGAGCUGAGGAAACAGACUCUAAUGACCAGCAGAGAGGCCCUCUACAACGAACUGGACCCAGAGGACCGCUGGAAGGUGAACUACUCCCGCCACAUCCGUCCUGACAUGAAGACCCAUACAGACCGCCCUCUAGUGGUGGACCCCCAGGAGAACCGCAACAACAACACCAACAAGACCACCAAAGAGCCUGAUCCCCCCCCCAGCCAGCAGCACGCUGACGAGCUGGUCCGCAAGCAGACACACGUCCACGAGAGAGGAGGUGGGGGAGGAGGAGGUGGGGGCUCAGGGUCUGGUUCAGGCCCUGGAAGGCCUUACGAGCGGGCAGACUCUACGGAGAGCCGCAGGAGCCGUAAGGAGAGCAAGGAGCACCAGGAGCUCCAACACCACCACUCCUCCCAUACCCGCCUAGAUGCAACGAUGCUGGGACAGAGUGGAGAGGAGAGGCCCCAGAGAAGGCACCACCACCCACGGGGCCAGGUGGGCUCAUCGGAGCACAGGAAACCCCGCCAGCACCGCAUGCCCCCAGAGGACGAAGAGGGGGGAGGUGGAGGUGGUGGAGGAGGAGGAGGAGGAGGAGGGGAAAGGCGACACAAGAGCAGGGGGACAGAAGGAGAAGGCGAGGGGGAGCAAGAAGGGGGUGAUGGAGGUGAGAGGAGGCAGAGACGGCAUCGCCAUGGCACUCAGUCAGGGUGUGAUGGUGAGGGGAAGAGGACGCGGCAACACCGCAGGAAGGAUGGUCCCAACCUGUCCACCACACGGCCCAUCCAGAAGAGCCUCUGUAGACAGGACAGCCAGUACAGCGAGGACAUGGACAAUGUCAUGAACAGUAAAUUGGCCACCAGCCAGCCCCAGCUAACCCCAGGCUCCACCCAGCAGCCCUGCCCAGCCUCGGGUCUCCCCAGCCCAGCCAACCACAAUACUCCAGGCCCAGGCUUCGGCCCUGCAGGCCUCAACACUCACCUGACCAACAGCAGCUCCCACCUGGGCCUAGAUGGAAGCCUGGUUCCUGCAUACGGAAGUAGCACCCGGAUACCGGACCACACGGCAGUGGACAUACCACCCAUGUUUCCUUCCCACAACGCCAUAUUGCAGGUCAAUAAGAAUGCUAACACGGAGCCUCUGCCUAAGAAGGAGGAUAAGGAGGAUGAUGAUGAUGAGAAGGGUGAUGAAGAUGGACCCAAACCAAUGCCUCCCUAUAGCUCCAUGUUCAUCCUCUCUACCACCAACCCGUUCCGGAGACUAUGCCACUACAUUGUGACUCUGAAAUUCUUUGAGUUUGGUAUCCUGUCUACCAUCGCUAUGAGCAGUAUCGCCUUGGCAGCAGAAGACCCCGUCUGGCCAGAAUCACCUCGCAACAAUGUUCUGCGCUACUUUGACUAUGUGUUUACGGGAGUGUUCACCUUUGAGAUGUUGAUUAAGAUGGUGGAUCUGGGCCUGGUGUUGCACCAGGGCUCCUAUUUCCGUGACCUGUGGAACAUCCUGGACUUUAUAGUGGUUAGUGGUGCUCUGGUGGCCUUCGCCUUCACGAGCAGUAGCGGGGGAAGCAGUAAGGGGAAAGACAUCAGCACAAUCAAGUCUCUGAGGGUUCUGAGAGUGUUGCGACCUCUGAAGACUAUCAAGCGUCUUCCAAAGCUCAAGGCUGUGUUUGACUGUGUGGUCAACUCCCUGAAGAACGUCCUGAACAUCCUCAUCGUCUACAUGCUCUUCAUGUUUAUUUUUGCUGUGGUGGCCGUGCAGCUGUUCAAAGGGAGAUUCUUCUACUGCACUGACGAGUCCAAAGAGUUUGAACGCGAUUGCAGGGGCGAAUAUCUAGUCUAUGAGCGGAAUAAUGAAGUGAAGGCGCAGAAGCGGGAGUGGAAGAAGUACGAUUUCCACUACGACAACGUGCUUUGGGCCCUGCUCACCCUCUUCACCGUGUCUACCGGAGAGGGGUGGCCGCAGGUGCUGAAACAUUCAGUGGAUGCGACCUAUGAGAAUCAGGGCCCGAGCCCGGGGUACCGGAUGGAGAUGUCCAUCUUUUACGUGGUGUACUUCGUGGUCUUCCCCUUCUUCUUCGUCAAUAUCUUCGUAGCUCUCAUCAUCAUCACUUUCCAGGAGCAAGGAGACAAGAUGAUGGAGGAUUACAGUUUAGAGAAAAACGAGAGAGGCUGCAUAGACUUCGCCAUUAAUGCCAAACCGUUGACGCGACACAUGCCUAAGAACAAGCAAAGCUUCCAGUACCGCAUGUGGGAGUUUGUGGUGUCGCCGCCAUUCGAGUAUACAAUCAUGGCUAUGAUCGCGCUCAAUACUAUCGUACUGAUGAUGAAGUAUGACGGAGCCUCUCCGGCCUACGAGGCUGUGCUGGCCAACCUGAACAUCGUGUUCACCUCGCUGUUCUCCAUGGAGUGUGUGCUCAAGAUCAUCGCCUUUGGAGUGCUGAAUUACUUCAAAGAUGCCUGGAACAUUUUUGACUGUGUGACAGUCCUGGGCAGCAUUACAGAUAUUUUAGUGACUGAGCUCGGGAUGAAUAACUUCAUCAACUUGAGUUUCCUGAGACUGUUCAGGGCUGCCAGGCUCAUCAAACUGCUCCGGCAGGGAGAGACCAUCCGCAUCCUGCUCUGGACCUUUGUUCAAUCCUUCAAGGCGCUGCCGUACGUGUGCCUGCUUAUCGGCAUGCUGUUCUUCAUCUAUGCCAUCAUCGGGAUGCAGCUGUUUGGGAACAUAGGGAUGGAGGAGGAGGAGGGGAGCGCCAUCAACGAGCACAACAACUUCAGGACUUUCUUCCAAGCUCUCAUGCUGCUCUUCAGGAGUGCCACGGGCGAGGCGUGGCAUGACAUCAUGCUGUCGUGUCUUGGAGGGAAGCUCUGUGAUCCUCUGGCAGGGAACACUGAACCAGAGUGUGGCAGCCAGUUUGCCUACCUCUACUUUGUGUCCUUCAUCUUCUUCUGCUCCUUCCUGAUGCUGAAUCUGUUUGUGGCUGUCAUCAUGGACAACUUUGAGUACCUGACCAGAGACUCCUCCAUCCUCGGCCCACAUCAUCUAGACGAGUAUGUCAGGAUAUGGGCUGAAUAUGACCAAGCAGCUUGCGGUCGCAUUCAUUAUAAGGAUAUGUACAGUUUAUUGCGAGUUAUCGACCCGCCUCUUGGCUUAGGAAAGAAAUGCCCCCAUAGAGUGGCCUGCAAGAGGCUGCUGCGGAUGGACCUCCCGGUCGCCGACGACAACUCAGUCCACUUCAACUCCACCCUGAUGGCCCUGAUCCGCACGGCGCUGGACAUCAAGAUCGCCAAGGGUACGGAAGGAGGUGUGGACAAACACCAGAUGGAUGCAGAGCUGAGGAAAGAGAUGAUGGCGAUUUGGCCCAAUCUCUCCCAGAAGACCCUGGACCUCUUAGUCACGCCACAUAAGUCAGCAACAGACCUGACGGUGGGGAAGAUCUACGCUGCCAUGAUGAUCAUGGAGUACUACAGGCAGAGCAAGGCCAAGCGCUCUCAGGCGCGGCUAGAGGCGGAGCAGAAUCGAACGACAUUACUGUUUCAGCGCGUGGAGCCGCCCUCCCCCAUCCAGGAUGGGCCUCUCUGCCUCCCUCCUACCCAACCGGCAGAUCCCAUCAACACCCUACCGGUGGAGGGGGGGGUUCCAGAGAGCCAGUCGUGGGUGACAGUGCGGGCUCAGGAGAUGUCCCAGAGAGUAGGCAGCUGGAGUCCUGAGGGACAGCACUCUGAGGAUGGCCUGGGCAGCAGGCAUAACUCGCAGACGGUAGAGAUGAGAGAGAUGGGGCGUGACGGUUACUCAGAUACCGAGCACUUUCAGCCAAUGGACGGCCACGGAAGGGCUGCUUCCAUGCCACGCCUUCCAGGCGACAACCAAACUAUAACAGAUAAUAGUCCUAUGAAGCGCUCGGCCUCCUCCCUUGGUCACAGUCGAUCUGGGAGGGGCCAGAGGGAAAGGGGAGGGGCCGAUGAUUAUGCAAUGGAGUAUGUGAUCCCCGAGGAGGGUGGAGCACCGAGGCACAGCCACCGACGCCGCGACCGAAGCCACCGGGCCUCCGAGCGGUCACUGUGUCGAUAUACAGACGCAGAUACAGGACUGGGCACAGACUUGAGCACCACCACUCAGUCAGGUGACCUGCCACCCAAGGAGAAGGACCGUGACCGCGACAGAGACCGCAGUCGGCAGAAAGACCGCAAACACCACCACCAUCACCACCACCAUCACAGCGGCUCUGUGGACAAGGAGCGCUACACACCAGACCGCGCCGACCGGGGGGGAGAGCACGGUGGUCACAGACAGCCCCGAGGAGACAGAGACCACGACCGGGAUAGGGAGCACGACCGUCGUUGGUCACGGUCACCCAGCGAGGGCAGAGAGUGCAUGACACACAGACAGGGCAGUAGUUCGGUGAGCGAAAGUCCCGCUCCCUCUACCUCGGGGACCAGUACCCCGAGACGAGGCCGUCGGCAACUCCCUCAGACCCCGGCAACGCCCCGCCCACACGUCACCUACUCUCCUGUUGUCCGUAAAGCCAUGGCCACACCUCCCGGAGCACAGCCCCUGGGGCGCAAUCCCGCCCCCGCCCCUCACCGCUUCUCCCCUGAGCCCCCCCAGGGACCUCCCCCGCCCCACCAUGGCUCACCCAACCAAGCCUGCCACCCCCCUCCCCGCUGGGGGGAUGGGGGAGGAGGAGGAGGAGAGAGUGGGUCGCUGGAGGGCGACGGCUGCUUCUACAACCAGGACUACCAGGAUUACGACCGUGAGCACCACAAACCGCCUCCCUACGAGCAGAGCCCCACACAGGGCAACCCUCACAAGCCUCACCCCCUCAACCACCCUACUCUUCCCGUGCUAAACCAUCCCCCAACCCCACAGCAGCAGCACCCUAUCAACCCGCACCCAAACAACCCCCACCCCAACAACCCCCACUCCCGCACCUCGCCCAGGACUUCCCGCCACGCGCCCCCACCCAACACCACCCCCCCACCCCCAAGGGCAGCAGCCACCCCCCACUCGACGUCUCCCCAACGGGUACCGCGCCUCUUCCCCCUCCUCGCAACACCACCACGGCCCCACCCACCCCGGGCCCCACAAGGUCCCCCCUCCCCAGCCUAGAGGGCCCCGCACUAAAGACCUGCACGAACCCUACAACAACACGGAUGAUAACAGGUGCUAGCCUCUGGAGACUAUGGCGGGAUGGAUGGAGGGAGGGAGGGAGGGCUCAACCACACUGUCUGAGUUAUCAGUCCCUACCUCCCAGCCCAGGAAAACACACAGCCAGAGCACUGACCACUGACAGGGGAAACCAAGGCAUGAUUCUUUCUUUCCUUAUUUCCGUUUGUUUUUAUUUUCGUUUCUUCUGCUGCUCAGUGUUUCCUGGGGAUGGAGGGAGUGAGGAAGGGGUAGUUAGAAUAAAGGGAUGAGGAGGAGGACCACUGAAGGAUGAGUGGAAAUUAGUGAACAGGGUAUGGAGUACAAACCAAUUCCUUCUCCAAAAACUAUGGAACCCAGCUCAUCAGAUGCAAGGAGUUUUUCAAAAUGGAUGAUAUAGGGGACGGAUGCUUUUCUCAACGUAUCAUGAUGCUACGCCUCUGGAAACAAUAUUAAAAACCGUCACAACGACCAAGACGUCAUCACGUAAUCAACGCAAAAAACUAUGACAUUGCGGAGAACUAAGUGGAGUUGCGUUAGUUGCAAAAACCAACCACGAACCCCGAUUAUGGGGGGAUAUUGAUGAGUUUUAUCAUCUGUGUUUACUGUUAAUAAUGACAUCAGUGAUGAUGAGCCUUCCACCUGAGUGUAGUGGGGGGAGUGGGGGGGACACCGGGACACACACCCUAACUCUGAACGAGAGAGGGGGUAAUGUAGGUGGAAUCUAUCCAUUCCAACCCCCCAACCCCCCCAAAAAGAUUCCGCCCCAACCGAGUAGAGAAGAAACAUAAAAAAGUGGAUGGUGAACAUUAAAAAAAAGAAACUUAAAAACAAACAUUUUCUUCAGUAUUUCUUCUUCUACUCCUGCGGCUGCUACUUUUCCCUCUUCCUCUUCUUCUUCUUCUUCUUCUUCGAAACAUUGAAGCUUGAUUCUUCUGUUGCACCCGCACAGCUUCGUUGGAACUUACAGAGUUUAAAAACCUGUGGAAUCCUGCAUGAUUGAAACAAAAAAAUGAUAAUAAAGAGAAACUACUGUAAUGUGGGGGAAAGUAUCCCUGGGUCCUUUCUAUAUUAGUAUGUGGGGUUCUCUCCUUUUCCUGUAGAUCCCUUUGUUUCUCUCUUCUCCCUGAGGCGUCCCUCUCUCUCUCUCUCUCUCUCUCUC